UCCUGCUGCCCGCAAUAGACAUGGCUACCUUCUUUGGGGAGGUUGUAUCUGUGUUCUCCAGGGCUGUGGAGGAAGACGAGGAAGAGGAGGAUGAGGAAGAAGAAAGAGAAGAAGACUUGGAUGAAGAGGACAAGGAGAUCAGGAGGGAAUUAGCAAAGAAAAGGGAAGUGAACCUCACGUGGAGCUGUGAGACUGGCGCGGCCAUGGAGAAGUCUGACGACCAUACACUACCCUGCUCCAGCCUGAUCCUAGGUGUCGGGGACAACGCCACAGGGUUUCUGUCCACUUAUAUCCUGAGCUCUGGGAGCUGGGAGGUCGCCGGCCAUAUCAAAUUAUGGAAUGAGCGAUGUCGAGACCACACUGUCAGAAGUGAUGCAACAGCUUCUCCAUCAUCCUGUGUCUUCUACCGAUCAGUCACUGAUCCCUCCGUGAUGCUCUGUCUCUGUAAGUCCUAUGUGGCGGAAGAUCAGCAGUUCCAGUGGUGCGAGAAGGUUUUCCGCUGUCUACAGACGUCCGGUCUCAAGGUGACCAUCCUCUCCACAUGUCCAGUGACGGACUAUAAAACCGCAGAAUCCACACACAAUCUGCCGGUCCCAUUUCUGAAAGUGGUGACAACGCAGCAGUACUCGGACCGCACCCCGUGCAGCUACCUGGAGCAGCCGAAUAUCGUGGACGGGCUGCCUGCAGCAGUGAUGUCGUAUUGUCAGGUGUGGGGGAUCCCUGCCGCGUUCUACCGGUGCUACACGGAUAUCGCCCAACUGGACACGGUCACGAUUGAAGCGUUUCGCCCCGUGUUGUCCUGUCAGAACAUGAGUCGCCUGGCUGCGAAAUCUGAAAAAAUUGAAGAAACUCUGAAGAAAACGGUGACGACCAUUGAAGUCCAAAGCAACCUGUACACAUAGGUUUGAUGUUCCCACCCAGAUGUUUCACUGAUGGAACUUGUGAGGGACUAAUAGACUACAACAGAAAA
This is a messenger RNA of Bufo gargarizans (Asiatic toad), 970 nucleotides long. It is a transcript of the gene PSMG1, whose product is annotated as proteasome assembly chaperone 1. Gene Ontology annotation, cellular component: endoplasmic reticulum. The transcript is spliced from 7 exons. Bases 21 to 902 code for a protein of 293 amino acids. Gene Ontology annotation, biological process: proteasome core complex assembly. The record is from RefSeq and is a predicted model, not a curated record. Gene Ontology annotation, molecular function: proteasome binding. Lineage: Eukaryota; Metazoa; Chordata; Amphibia; Anura; Bufonidae.